AUGCCACCGCCCGGCCCCGGCCCCGGCCCCGGCGAGGCGGCCUCCCGCGUCAGGGAGGCGGCGGGGAGGGACCCGCUGGCCGCCGACCUGCGGUGCAGCCUCUUCGCCGCCGCGCUGCAGAGCUACAAGCGCGACUCGGCGCUGAGGCCCUUCCCGGGCCGCUACGCCGGCGGCGACACCAAGGACUUCGAGGGGCUGCUUGCAGAUACCAACGCUCUACCAAGCCUGAAAGAACUUCUGGAGUCUGUUCCAAACACAGAGAAAAGGACCUGGGAUUUGUUUAGUUGGAUUUUAUCAUCUAAGGUCUUCAUGAUACAGAGUACUAAGAAACAGGAGUACGAGAAGAUCCAAGAACUCACAGGGAUGUCUGGGGCUGCGGUUCCUGCUCCGGACUACCUCUUUGAGAUCGUGUAUUGCGAUCAAAUGAAUACCAAGUUUGCCGAGACCAAGGGAGAGCGGGACCUCAUCUACGCCUUCCAUGGGAGCCGCCUCGAGAACUUCCAUUCCAUACUGCACAAUGGCCUGCACUGCCAUUUGAACAGGACAUCCCUGUUUGGUGAAGGUACCUAUCUUACCAGUGACCUGAGCCUGGCUCUCCUUUAUAGCCCUCACGCUCUUGGUUGGCAGCGAAGUGCGUUGGGCUCUAUCCUUAGCUGCGUAGCUGUUUGUGAGAUCAUUGACCACCCAGAUGUAAAGUGUCAGGUGAAAAAGAAAGAUUCAGAAGAAAUAGACAGAAAAAGAGCAAGAGUGAAAAACAGCGAAGGGGGUGAUGUACCACAGAAAUACUUCGUUGUCACAAACAAUCAGCUUUUACGAGUUAAAUACCUGCUAGUAUAUUCACAGAAACAGCAUAGGAGGCCUUCUAGUCAAUCUUCCUGGUUUUACACCCACCGUUUUGCCGUAAUGAUGAUGCUGUACCUGCUGCUGCUAAUCGUCAUAGGGGCCAGCAACUCGCCAACCUUCGUCUACUACUGGCACAGAAUGUUUGACUCGGAGAGAUGAAUUGCCCGAGAUGAUAAACUGUUAUUUUCACCACGUGCCUUAAUAAUAGCCAAUCUGCAAUGCACUGCAUCUGUUCCAGAGCUCUGGAAAUAAAGGUGCCUGGAGCUUUCCAGUUCUGUCACCAAUAUAUUAUCCUCGUGGCAUCUUUCCAUUUAUCCUUAUUUCUGUGUUCCUGUGAUUCAUGAGGAUGCCCAGUACAGCUGAAAAGGAUCACAGUGGUGCAGCUUAGCAUGAACCAAUUGGUAAGGGUCCAUGGGAAAAAGUUAUUUAAAAUUAAUGAAAACUAAGCGUGGAAACACUCAGGUGUAACUAUUUUCUGUCAAACUGAGGUAUGUUUGCACAAGUUGGAAAGGAGAACUUCUCUGUACGUCAGGCAAAGCAACCUGUAGGAAGUCUUAUCAGUUUGUUUUCGGAAACCGAAUGUAGUGAUGUUUAGCGUGUAUCAAUGCAGAUGGGAUCACUUUUAAAACUAACUUUGGCUUUGGCCAGGAAUUUUUAUAUUUGAGCAUAAUGAUUGUAAGAAAACAACAAGAAAUAA
Gymnogyps californianus (California condor) is the source of this 1540-nucleotide messenger RNA. It is a transcript of the gene PARP16, whose product is annotated as poly(ADP-ribose) polymerase family member 16. Gene Ontology annotation, biological process: endoplasmic reticulum unfolded protein response. The coding region runs from base 1 to 1002 and encodes 333 amino acids. The transcript is spliced from 6 exons. NCBI's taxonomy places the organism in Eukaryota, Metazoa, Chordata, Aves, Accipitriformes, Cathartidae. The record is from RefSeq and is a predicted model, not a curated record. Gene Ontology annotation, molecular function: kinase binding; NAD+ poly-ADP-ribosyltransferase activity; protein serine/threonine kinase activator activity. Gene Ontology annotation, cellular component: endoplasmic reticulum tubular network; nuclear envelope; intracellular anatomical structure.